CUGCAACAGUUACCCAACACUGUAUUUACAUCCAUCUGUGAAAUGAUUGUUUACAAAUAUCAUUGAAAUUGCAAGCAAAAUGAAUUCCUCUGGAGAAUUACAUCCAAAUUGGCUAGCCCUGACCACACUUCCCCUACAGUUGAAGCGGUUUGUACGCGCCGGUGAGCCGGAUUGUAUUCAGGAGCCGUCAAAAGUAAGGAAACCGGAAAUCGAAGGCAUAAGUGGAGCGGAUGCCCGAAAUUUCUACAAGGAGGUACUGGAAACCCCUGCCACAUGUCAAUUAGCCCGUCCUACAAAAAGAAAAGACCCCAAAAGAGUGCCGAGGAAACGGCUAGAACCAUUCCACAGUGGUCAGUUCUUCCGGUUAGCCACCAACAACGAUGUGGAGGAACUGUCCAAAAUGGCCAUGUCUCCCGAGGAGGUCAAUACACGUGAUUCUUUUGGCUGGACUGCCCUGAUGAUGGCCGCCUGCGAAGGAGCUGCUGAUGUUGUAGCGUUUCUGCUUCAGAGGGGCGCGGAUGUCGAUCUCCAGGACAAAUCAGGGAACACUGCUCUCAAACUGGCCCAAAGAAAGGGCCAUUUCCAGACUGUUCAGUUGCUGGAAGCUGCUUGCCUUCCCGAGGGACUAUCCGAAGAAGAGGAGGAACUACCAGAGGCCAUCAGACCCUUCUACUGUGAUAUUUGUAAACUGGACCUCAAGGAGACACCUUGGCCUCUUCACCAGACCUCCACCGUGCACCAGUUUAACCUCAAGUCACUGCCCGCCCACAAACUGCACAAAUUCAACAUUUCAGCGAAAAACAAGGGCCUCCAGCUUAUGGUGAAACAGGGCUGGGACCAGGAGCAUGGCCUGGGCCCCAACCAAAAGGGUCGCCUCUAUCCGGUGAAGACUGUUUUGCGGAAGCAAAGAACCGGCCUGGGAAUCGAGCAGACACCGGCACGUGUAACCCAUUUCGGAGCUUUCGAUUUGAAUGCUGUACGGCGAAGGGAUCCAGUAAGGGAGCAGAGAAGAACCCGCAGCGAUAUGCAGCGGGAAAAGGUGCGGGAAUGGAAACGAGAGCGACAUCUACGAAGAGAAUUGAGCUAAUCCUGAAGAUCAUUUUCAAUAUAAGCUAUUUGUAUCACUAUUUAUUAUCCUACUUAAAAAAUUGUAAAUAUAUUAAAUUUAUCAAA
This is a messenger RNA of Drosophila ananassae, 1173 nucleotides long. RefSeq names its product G patch domain and ankyrin repeat-containing protein 1 homolog. Lineage: Eukaryota; Metazoa; Arthropoda; Insecta; Diptera; Drosophilidae. The record is from RefSeq and is a predicted model, not a curated record. Bases 80 to 1087 code for a protein of 335 amino acids. The transcript has a single exon. Gene Ontology annotation, molecular function: protein binding; nucleic acid binding.